UGAGAAACGAUCCUUUAGGGAUUCUACAAAACAGUGUAAUAAUAAUUUGUUUGGAUUGCUGUAUAGUGAUCAGUGUUUAUGCCAACCGUAACGAAUACUGCUGAAAAUAAAGCGUACACCAACGCUAUGACGUCAGACCAAGAGUCGUGUUCGGAUGAGGAGCCAGACAGCGAGAUGCUGAGCGAUGAUCUGUGCCUGCCCGAUAGUGAUGACGACAGGCAGUGUACCAGGACCACACAGAAUCUGCCAGAGGACAUGCCAACCCUGAACGCCUGUCUCCUACGGCCUCCUCGCAAGCUGUUCACCAACUGCAGGGAGCGCUGGCGGCAGCAGAACGUCAGCGGCGCGUUCGCGGAGCUGCGGCGGCUGGUGCCCACGUACCCGCAUGAUAAGAAGCUCUCCAAGAACGAGAUACUAAGGAUGGCUAUCAGGUAUAUAGGCUUAUUAUGCGAAGUACUGGAGUGGCAAAAGAACCACGGUCUGCUCACUAACAAGGAGAAUUCUGGUCUAGCAAUCAAGUGUGAAUCUCCAUUGAGCCCGUUGUCCCGUCGGCUCCGUCUCAAAAGACCAUACGAAGAAAUCAGAAGGCCAGAAGACGUAGAAUAUUUGAGAUACGGCAAUGAAGAAAACGAAGAAUUUAAAAUGAGAGCACAUUGCAAUAAAACAUUCUUCUUUGGUAAGGAUUUGAAGAUCCUCCGCAGCCAGUAUUAUUUGCAGACGAAAUGGCGGCAAAUGCCGUUCAGGAAUUUGACGGGAGAGAGAAAUGGAAAUAAUUUGCUGAUGAUAGCGCCGGGGAAGGAAGACGACAUUAUCAGUAAAAAUAAAAAUAACGAGAAGGAUGGUGAAAAAUAAAAGGAUAG
Molecule: messenger RNA, 860 nt
Organism: Colias croceus (clouded yellow)
Lineage: Eukaryota; Metazoa; Arthropoda; Insecta; Lepidoptera; Pieridae
Exons: 4
Coding region: 79-852 (257 amino acids)
Biological process (GO): regulation of transcription by RNA polymerase II
Molecular function (GO): RNA polymerase II cis-regulatory region sequence-specific DNA binding; protein dimerization activity; DNA-binding transcription factor activity, RNA polymerase II-specific
Source: RefSeq, a predicted model, not a curated record